Messenger RNA from Rhododendron vialii, 2325 nucleotides. Its product is annotated as disease resistance protein RGA2-like. Gene Ontology annotation, biological process: defense response to other organism. Lineage: Eukaryota; Viridiplantae; Streptophyta; Magnoliopsida; Ericales; Ericaceae. The transcript has 2 exons. The record is from RefSeq and is a predicted model, not a curated record. Bases 1 to 2325 code for a protein of 774 amino acids. Gene Ontology annotation, molecular function: ADP binding.
AUGGCUAAUAGGGUCAAUGAUAUCAACUUGUUAUUAGAUGAUAUUCUCAAAGACAUUGGCUUUACAAAUAACCCCGAAGGUCCCAGUGCUGUCGAACCUAUGGAAUUUAGGCGGACUGGUCCUUAUAUAGGUGAUUCAGUAUUCGUGGGAAGGGAUGUUGAUGUCUCUAAAGUACUUGACAUGUUGCGCGACUCUGACAUGGAAGACGUCAUUGCCAUUGUAGGAAUGGCUGGGCUAGGGAAAACAACCCUUGCUCAACUAGUCUACAAACAUGAGGAGGUUGUGAGGAAUUUUGGUGCUGAGAGGAUGUGGAUUUGUGUGUCAGAUAAUUUCAAAUUUGAAACGCUGUUGAACGAGAUGGUUGAAUCUCUUACUAAAACUAAAUCUGACUUACAAAACAUUGAAGCAAUAGUGCAAAAGCUUGGAGAAAAAUUAAAAGGCAAAAAGUAUUUGCUUGUGUUAGAUGACGUUUGGAAUAGAAGUGAAAGCAAAUGGCAACGCAUGAGAGAUUCUUUGCUAGGAAUCGGUGGAUCCAAGGGAAGCAAAAUUAUAGUUACAACCCGCAAUACGGAUGUGGUAUCAACCAUGCAGAAGAUAUCUCCCUGUCUCACUCAUCAUUUGCUCGGACUAUCUCCUGAGGCUAGUUUGACCAUGUUUAAGGAAAAGGUAUUUGCAAAUGGAGGACCAAUAGAAACUCAAUCUUUGUUGAGUAUUGGUGAAAGAAUGGUAGAGAAGUGUAAGGGUGUGCCCUUAGCAAUAAAUGCAUUAGUAGGCGUAUUGUGGACUAAGAAGUAUGAAAGUGAUUGGCUUAACGUUGAGAAGAGUGGAAUGUGGAUUUCCCUUGGAGAUAGCAACGACAUCCUACCAGUAUUAAGGCUUAGUUUCGAUGACUUACCAUCACCAUCUUUAAAGCAUUGUUUUGCCUACUGUUCUGUUUUUCCAAAGGACAAAAUCAUAAUAAAGAGUGAGUUGAUUCAGCUGUGGAUGGCUCUAGGUUAUCUUCAGCCUCCUUUAGGAACAAAUUGGGAAGCGGAAGAUGUAGGUGAUGAAUAUUUUAACGUCUUGGUGCACAGGUCAUUGUUCCAAGAAGUUAAAUUGGAUAUGUACAAUAACAUUUUAAGUUGCAAGAUGCAUGAUCUUGUGCAUGAUCUUGCUCUAGAUGUCUCGGAGGGUAAUUGUUUGGCAUUGGAAGCUAGUGAGGUGAAGGAUCUUCCUGAGGUUAAACAUCUAUGGUUGUGUCUCGAGGAAGAAACAAGGUUGCAAAUUUCAAAAGAAAAUGUUGGAAGACUAAGAACAUUAUUUUUAACUGGGCACCUCCCCAUAAACACAGAAGAUGUCAAAUGUAUACGGGCCUUGAGUAUAGUAAAAUCUGGUGUGGAAGAAUUUCUGAGUUCAAUAUCAAAGUUCAUACAUUUAAAAUAUAUUGACCUCUCCCAGCAGUCUUCUUUUAUUAAAGUGCCAAAUUUUAUUACUAAGCUCUAUAAUUUGGAAACACUCAAAUUGCCAUAUGUCACAGAGUUUCCUGAAAAAUUUCACAAGCUGGUUAGCAUGCGACAUCUUUGUAUGGAUGAUAGCAAAUCUAGCAAAGCGAUUCCAGCAUUUAUAGGGGAUUUGACAUCUUUGCAGACUUUAACUUUCUUUGUUGUGGGUGAGGAUAAGGGCCAUAAAAUUGAGGAGUUGGGACGUUUAAGCAAGCUAAGAGGCAAGUUAAAGAUUUACAAUCUCCAACAAGUUAAAGAGAGAAAAGAAGCAAAAAAAGCAAAUAUGUUGGAAAAACCAAACCUCCAAGAGUUGGAGUACAACUGGGCCCAUGGGAACAUUACGGAAUCAUGCGUUGAGCAUGAAGAAGGGUUGGAAGGACUUCAACCAAACAAGAACCUUAGGGGAUUAAUUCUUGCAGGUUUUGGAGGACUAAGGUUUGCGUCAUGGAUGCAAACAAGAGAUGCUCAGUCACUCCAGAAUUUGGUGAGAAUCAAGUUGAAGGACUGCAGACAAUGUGACCAAGUUCCAGCACUGGGACAACUUCCACAUCUUGAAGUUGUUGAAAUGAAGGGCUUGCUUAAUCUGAACUGUAUUGGUAGUGAAUUCUAUGGAUUGGAUGUUGGCAUUAGUAGUAAUAGUAGCAGUAGUUGGGCAGAAAAAACAGUUUUUCCAGUGUUGAGAAAACUCACUCUCGAUAAUAUGCCGAAGCUAGAAAAAUGGUUAGACGUAUCAUCAUUGCCCGCUGCUACCAUGAACAUGAAGUUUUUUCCUCACCUUGAGAAGUUAUCAAUUUUAAAUUGCCCUCAGUUGACAACCAUUCCGGUAUCCCUGGAGUUAUGUUGA